Molecule: messenger RNA, 1497 nt
Organism: Lineus longissimus
Lineage: Eukaryota; Metazoa; Nemertea; Pilidiophora; Heteronemertea; Lineidae
Product: dnaJ-like protein 60
Exons: 7
Coding region: 130-897 (255 amino acids)
Source: RefSeq, a predicted model, not a curated record
AAGAAAGUACCACGAACAGUUGUUUUGCAACAGCAUGCAAGGUCAAUAAAGUGCUCAAAAUCCAACAAGUUCGGUCUUUAGUUUGGUUUGUUCCUUCUUCAUAAGUCGGUGUAGAGGAAAGAUGUCACAAUGUUGAAGGAGCUGGCAGACGUCAUCAUUUGUCGGCCUUGCCUUUUGCAGAGGCAGCUUUAUCAGUCUCAGUUCAUUUUUCUCAGGAAGAAACAUUUCAAUAAGUCCAGCACUCAUUACGAUGUCUUGGGCGUAAAAAAUGAUGCUUCUGCAGAAGAAAUAAGGCAUGCCUUUGUAAACCUUUCCAAAGUACACCAUCCUGAUAAGACGGACGAUGAAGACACGUCCAAAUUUGUCAGGAUCCACAAAGCUUACACAAUCCUUAGUAAGAUGCCUUCCAGGCGGGAGUAUGACUUCACUUUGAAUGAAGUACUGCGACGGCGGAUGAUGAUGCAGUCCAUGAUGAAUAGCCAUCAUCAUGGCAGUCAGCCUACACCAGGCAGUGGUGCUGCUAGUUCCUCGGAUGACAACCCCCAAGUCUUCUGGGAUGAAUCGAUCUACAGCAUGCGUGAUAAGAGCAAAGACAGAAUGCACCAAAAUGCUUCCUAUUACGGCUUCAGAGGAUUUCAGAAGCAGCCCAAUAGCUAUAUUGUUCUUGGCUGCUGCCUCAUUAUCAUAUUCGGAGCUGCUGUACAUUUAUUAGUUAUCAAUACUUCUAGUCAGAAAACCAGGAAAAAGUUGGAUGCAAGGGAUAAGAUGCUUCAUGGAAUGUACAAGGAAUCAAAACAAAAAGCAAUAGACCAUGGCAAUGCACUUCAACUGCAACUGCUAACGUCCAGGGUAGCGCAGAAUAAGAAAUUGACAGGAGCCAGUAAGGGUGCCGAUUGACGCAAACUUCCAUAUUAGUGAGGAGGACACUUAUCUACAUGGCUUUUUAUCGAACUGUGAUAUUGCUUAUAGACUUUGCGUUGUGAUACGAGACUUUCUGUAAAGACUAUUGGAAGUAAUGAACCUCAGAUACGAAAGUGAAUGUUCGCUGGACUGUAAAAAACAGGAUAGGACUAUGACCAUAGGAGUGGCUCGUGUUUAUGAAAUUUGGAACUUAUAGAUAUCUGCAACAAGUUUCCGUUUGAAAAGUGAAAGUUUACUUGACAUUGCCCAAGGUGGCUCUGAGAUGAUAUGAUGUAUUCAAGUGUUUGAGACUUCUGAACAUGCUACCAGUCCAAAUACUAUUUGUUUUUGUAAUUGAAUAGAUAUAUUUUACCGAGUAGAAAUCCCUCUGUUAAGCUUUGUGAUUGAGCGUCAUCAGGGCUCAGUUAACCCCUGACAAGUUCCAAAAAAGAGGUCAUGACUGCCAAAAGGUUCUUUGGCUAACCUCAACCAAAACCCUUCCUCAAAGCAUGCGUUGGGGACUCUGCAAUCAAGUUGUAGAAGGCAACCACAACUGCUCUUGCCACUGUGUCCAAAGAAGAAUACAGAGACGAGAUG